AUGGAAGAAUACACUAAUAAUCCAAAUCCAAAUCCAAAUCCAAGGCCAAAUUUCUUGUAUAAUCAGAUUCCAAUGAACAACACCUUUCAUCUUCAAUCAAGAGGUUCGGAAAAUUGUUUUCAGUCGGAACAAGUACAUCACCAUCAUCAUCAACAACAAAGUGCUGUGAAAACUGAAUCUAAUUGUACUUCACAACUUCAUACUCCAAUUUUUCAUUACCCUAAUUUAAUGAGAACAAAUAUUAUUCCACAAACAAUUAUGAAUCAUCAUCAUCAUCAACAAGGUGGAGGAGGAAGUCCUAGUAGCUCUAAUGAAGCUGAUGCUAUAAAAGCCAAAAUCAUUGCUCAUCCUCAAUACUCUAGUCUCUUACAAGCUUACAUGGAUUGUCAAAAGAUUGGAGCACCACCAGAUGUGGUGGCUCGUAUGGUGGGAGAAUUUGAAGCAAGGCAAGAAUUUGAAGCAAGACAAAGAUCUUCAGUUAACUCAAGAGAAUCUUCAAAAGAUCCAGAGCUAGACCAAUUCAUGGAAGCAUAUUAUGAUAUGCUUGUGAAGUAUAGAGAAGAACUAACAAGGCCAAUACAAGAAGCUAUGGAUUUCAUGAGAAGAAUUGAAACUCAGCUAAAUAUGCUUUGUAAUGGACCCCUUAGGAUCUUCCCAGAUGAUAAAAAUGAAGGAGUUGGUUCAUCAGAAGAAGAACAAGAGAACAGUGGUGGAGAAACCGAUCAAGUUCCAGAAAUCGAUCCUCGAGCGGAAGACCGUGAACUGAAAAACCAUCUCCUGAAGAAAUACAGUGGUUACUUAAGUAGUCUUAAACAAGAACUUUCCAAGAAGAAAAAGAAAGGAAAACUCCCUAAAGAAGCUAGACAAAAACUACUCAACUGGUGGGAAUUGCACUACAAAUGGCCAUACCCUUCAGAAUCGGAGAAAGUGGCAUUGGCUGAAUCAACAGGUUUGGAUCAGAAGCAAAUAAAUAACUGGUUUAUAAAUCAAAGAAAGAGGCACUGGAAACCAUCUGAAGACAUGCAGUUUAUGGUGAUGGAUGGACUGCAUCCACAGAGUGCAGCUCUUUAUAUGGAUGGUCAUUACAUGCCUGAUGGACCUUACCGUUUAGGGCCAUAA
Molecule: messenger RNA, 1119 nt
Organism: Vicia faba (fava bean)
Lineage: Eukaryota; Viridiplantae; Streptophyta; Magnoliopsida; Fabales; Fabaceae
Source: the annotation of a GenBank genome assembly